Messenger RNA from Hemiscyllium ocellatum (epaulette shark), 641 nucleotides. Its product is annotated as COX8 domain-containing protein. The record is from RefSeq and is a predicted model, not a curated record. The coding region runs from base 6 to 380 and encodes 124 amino acids. Lineage: Eukaryota; Metazoa; Chordata; Chondrichthyes; Orectolobiformes; Hemiscylliidae. Gene Ontology annotation, cellular component: mitochondrion. Gene Ontology annotation, biological process: mitochondrial electron transport, cytochrome c to oxygen. The transcript has 2 exons.
UGCAAAUGCAGCUGGGCAGAUGUCUUGAACAUCUGGAUGGAUGCUGUGGACCUCUCCUGCCUCCCUCGUCACAGAACCCUAGGUUUGGCAGCGAGUGUGGGAAACUGGGGAGGUCUCAGGCGGACACUGGGAAGCGAGCAGGGAACAUCAUGUCAGGCGUUCUCCGAGGGGCUUUCGGUGGUGGCGGCAGCGGUGGUCGCCUUCUCCGGACCGGGAAGCGGCUCCUCUUCAUGCAAAGAGCCAACAUUUACGGCAAACCUCCCAAAGAAAAAAUCGGCCCUUUGGCUUCUGUAUUCUGUUUGUCAGUUUUUGCAUUGACCCUUCUGGGACCAGCGGGCUGGAUUCUUCAUCAUCUGCCAGAAUGCCGCAAAAAACAUUAGGACACACAACAAAAGAUUGGGACGAACAACGAGUCUUUGUGAUCAGCGCACGGAUACAUUCAGAAACUGCAACUCCGCUUCGAAUCUUUAGCUAAAAAGCAUCUUUUAUUGGUUAUGUAUAAUAAAAUUGACCAAUGCCUCUGGGUCGUGAACCUUUAUCUCGUGUCCCCAUUGUGCCUUCAGAAUGUGGCGAAGGUCUUUUCUCUGCUCUAAGAUUUGCUUACUUUUGUUCCUCUGUCAAAUAAAGUUCCACUGAUGAGU